Messenger RNA from Talaromyces proteolyticus, 2007 nucleotides. RefSeq names its product RING finger protein. Gene Ontology annotation, molecular function: ubiquitin conjugating enzyme binding; ubiquitin protein ligase activity; zinc ion binding. Gene Ontology annotation, biological process: protein polyubiquitination; positive regulation of proteasomal ubiquitin-dependent protein catabolic process; ubiquitin-dependent protein catabolic process. Lineage: Eukaryota; Fungi; Ascomycota; Eurotiomycetes; Eurotiales; Trichocomaceae. The transcript has a single exon. The record is from RefSeq and is a predicted model, not a curated record. Bases 1 to 2007 code for a protein of 668 amino acids. Gene Ontology annotation, cellular component: ubiquitin ligase complex; cytoplasm.
AUGGCGAUAAUCGUCCCCAUUCCCGAAGAGGAUGAUCGGGCGAUGGAGCUUUCCUCCAUCGCCGCCAUCUUUCCAGAAAUCAGAAUCGAUGAGCGAUGUCCAUUUAGAGCCUCGUUAGAUAUCCCCGUUACGCCGUCUUCUCCGUUGCUGGUUCAGUUUGAACCAGGCCCUGAGCAUUUCCAGCCUCCCAUGACCCCACCGACCUCGUUCGAUACAAAUGAUACAGGGGUGGACGCAGAGAAUCUUGAUGGAAAUGCGCGAAGAGCCGCCCGGAACGGACAGGAUAUACAUAAUUUGUCACAUUUACCACCUUUGACAUUGGACAUAGAACUCCCACUAGGUUAUCCUUCGGAGAAGCCGCCUAUAUUCAACAUCACCACCAGCCCACCGUGGCUCCCGCCAACCCAAAUCCUCAAGUUGAAAAGGGAUGGCAAAAGAUUAUGGGAAGAAUGUGGGAAAGACAUGGUUGUUUACACAUAUAUUGAUCAUCUACAACAAAUGACCGAUGGUGCUUUUGGCAUCGCAGAUGGCCACGAUGAGCCUAUCAAGCUUCUCCGCGGAUUGAAGAUUGCACUGCUGGAUUUCGACAUCAAAACCAAAAGGGAAAGGUUUGAACAGGAGACUUUCGAAUGCGGUGUUUGUUUAGAGCCGAAGAAAGGCGUGAAUUGCCACCGCAUGUUGCUCUGUUCGCAUGUGUUCUGCAUUCCAUGCCUACAAGGAUUCUAUAACAGCUGCAUAUCUGAAGGGGACGUUGAUAAUGUCAGAUGUAUGGCCCCAGAUUGCGGCAAGGAGCCCAACCUUCCAAUUGCUCAAGUUCAACAACAUCAAGAUGCUACCGUAACCUCCAAACGGAAGAAGAAAAAGAAGCAGGAUCGAUGUAUUAUUCCUAGCGAGCUUCUUCAGAUUCCCCUGGAACAAGAGAUGGUUCAACGAUACGUGUUUUUGAAACGGAAAAAGAAACUCGAGUCAGACAAGACCACGGUCUAUUGUCCCCGGAAAUGGUGUCAAGGGGCAGCCCGAUCUAAGAAGCAUCCGAAGCCCGAUGAUCCUAUGGUCGAUGAUUUUAGCGAAUCAGAUGAUGAUGAUAACAUCAUGAAUUUCGAUCCCAUGGGCGAAGAAGCUCAACUGCCACCAAUGGCUGAUCGACUUGCAAUUUGUGAGGACUGUGACUAUGCUUUCUGCUGCGUAUGCCAAAAAGGAUGGCAUGGAGAAUUGGCAAGGUGCUUACCACGACGAGAAGCAGAGCUCUCGGCAGAAGAGAAGGCUACGGAAGAGUACAUGAAGAUGUAUACGAGACAAUGCCCGACAUGUAAAUCACCAUGCCAAAAACUUAUGGGAUGCAACCAUAUGAUCUGCUUUCAUUGCAAUACUCAUUUUUGCUAUCUUUGCUCCGCCUGGCUGUCUGAAGACAGCCCAUAUCUGCAUUUUAACACAUUGGAUAGCAGCUGUUUCAAUCGACUUUGGGAGCUUGAAGGUGGUGACGGCGUUGAUCCAGACGGAGUGGCAGAACUCCAUCAGAUACCCGCGAAUAUAGUGGAUUUUGAUGAUGCCAGCGACGAUGGGGGAAUCUCAGAUGACCCUGAUGUUGAGGAUGACCACCCUGCUUGGGAGUUUGCACCACAGGAUAACGACACUGACAGCAGCGAUGAUGACGAUGGUCCAGCUCGACGGCGACCUCCACCUCCGGCUCCAGUUCCUCCUCGAGUAAUGCCCGUUGCUGGUGAAGCGCAUGGAAAUCAAGGAGCAGACGAUCACGGUCUCGAUGCGGCUGGCAGAGCUGCGGCUGCAGAGCGUCAAGCACAAGCUCUUGCUAUGGCUCAAAUAAGAGAUCGGCAAGGUGCACGUGAAGCAUUUCCUCGUCCUCCGCAUCGCGCAGGAGCAGGUCUACAAGUACGCCGUAAUGCGGGAGGCUUUCAGCCAGUUCGACAAGAGGGUCUUCAGCGAUUCCUUGAACUUGUUCAAAACGACCAGGAGGAUGAAUGGGACAGCGACGAACUCGAUGAAUGA